UUUAUUACUACUUUAUCGCCGGUGCGGAAAUAAACAUGAAUACCUUAUAGUACCUGUGGUUUUUGGACGUACCCAGGAUCAAUCGCUUAAUUUAAACAAUAUUUUUUUUUUAUUUACUUAAAAUAAAAACUCUUUUUGACUUAUGUUAACUAUACAAUGUUGAGAUUCAUCAGUAAAACAAAAACUUUAUCUAUAACAAAUUAUAUGUUUUCCUCAUAAUACACCAAAUAUUAUUGAAUAUAACAAGUGUAAUCGCUCGUUCAGUCAUGUCUCAGGUCGUGCACAAAUAUAACUUACAUAAAUAUAUUAUAUUAUUUUUAAGCAUAUUGUGUAUAGAUAAUUUUAUUACAUAUUUCAUGUAUGUGAAAACAGAUACUGGCAGUAAAAAAACAUAUUAUAUUUUACGAUGGAAGAUAGGUGGAAACAAUCCAUUGCGUGUUCUGGGAACAGGAUCAAGUAAGUUUAUAGAAUUGAAGUGCCCGUACCAAAACUGUCACGUUACCGACGACAGGAAAUAUUUUCCAAAUGUAUCAGAUUUUGAUGCUUUAGUAUUUUGCGGAAGACAGGCAAUAAAAUUUCCGCGCAGUGAUUUGCCACAAGAGAGAUCACCCUCACAAAAGUAUAUAUUUGCAAUGACUGAACCAGCUCCUAUGUUUAUGUCUUGCAAUCCUCUGUUAGAGGACUUAUUUAACUGGACGUGGACUUAUAAACUAAGUUCAGACAUUCGAUUUUCUUAUAUACUCAUUUAUGACCUGAACGGCCGUGAGGUGGGCCCAAAAAUAAACAUGAACUGGCCUAUGGAGAUGAAACCGAUUCAAGAUGAAACAACUAAGUCUAUAUUGGAUGGCAAGUCUAAGGCUGCUGCAUGGGUUGUAUCACGCUGUACAACUAAUAGCCGAAGAGAAAUGUUUGUUAAGAAGUUGAGACCAGAGUUAUCCAAAUUAAAUCUGUCGUUGGAUGUGUACGGAAGGUGUGGUGACAUGGGCCGGGUGGACGACGGCAGGUGUAAAGAAUUACUGAAAAGAGACUAUUAUUUCUAUUUGUCCUUCGAGAAUUCUCUCGCUUGGGAUUAUGUGUCGGAGAAACUUCUGACCGCACUGCUGAAUUACGCCGUCCCUGUGGUUUACGGUGGUGCAGAUUAUACUCGAUUUCUACCUCCGGGCAGCUAUUUAGACGCACUCAACCUUGGACCAAUGGAACUAGCGAGGACCAUGAAAGAAAUAAUAGAAAAUAAAACAAGAUAUUAUGAUUUUUUUCGGUGGCGAAACCAUUUCGUAUACAAACGAGGAGAGAACUCUACUGAAAUUUGCAACGUUUGUACUGCGCUCAAUAAGGACUUACAUACUAAUUUAAAUAUUCGCAGUGGAUUUAGACUUUGGUGGAUCGCCGAAAAUGAUUAUAAAUUAAAAACUUGUAGAUUUUGAACAAGUGCGAUUAAGCGAGUUCAUCUAUUUGCAAAUGGCGGUAACAAAUUUCAUUUGUUCAUUGUUCAUUUUUGAUUAAAGCAGAUAUUACAAAAUGGAAUUGAAAGAAAAAACUUGAAUUUACAGUCAACAGCACAUCGAGCUACUCUACAUGAACCUUUACGGCGCGGUGAUAGCGGCGAGUUUGUAAUGAAUUAGGUAGGUUGAUGUGCUGUUGACUGUACUUACAUGUUUUAAUGCGUGUGUUAUUAUUAUUCUUAUUCAAAGUCGUAUUCCUCAUGGCUGAGGGUCGUGAUCAUUACGUGGAAUGAAACACACACAACAACUUUCUUGGUACUAUUGCAUGAUGGCAGUGCUUUGCCAUUGUCUUCUCCGUUUCACACCUUGUGAGUGGAAAUUAAUGAAUGAAAGAAAGCUCAAUAAAUGAAAUUUCAGUAGACAAGAUGACCACGCAAAGGAUUUUCUGAGCUCUUGAAUUAGUAAAUAAUAUUCGCCCCAAAAAGUCUUUAGGUUGGUAAAUCUGAAUGAAAUCGGGUUAACACGUAGAUAGGGGAGGAAAGGUUAAUUUACCGUAACCGUUCAUUAUCGAUUGACUUCGCUACCUUUACUGAAUGAAUGAUUGAUCGGUCAAUGAAUGAAGGUGAAUUAAUUUAUGGUCUUGGAUAUGACACCGGGGAUAGAUGAUUGAACGUUUCCUUUGUAUUUGAUUAAUUUACUUAAAAUAAUAUACGUAUAAUAAUUUAGAAUGCAAACAUAAAUGAAACGUAAAUAAUGUUGUAUACGCUUAAUAAUAACUUAACAAUAAUAAAGAAAAAUAAUGAACGUAAAAGAUAACAAUAUUGAAGCGGUGGUGGCGUAAUGGUUAAGACGCCCGUUUGUGGAUCGAAAGGUCCUAAGUUCGAAUCCUACUCGUGCCACAUGAGUUUGUAGACCAAUCUGACUCCUGCAUGGUAAUUUCAUCGACAAUCACAUCUACAUCGACCACACUUGUUUCCGGUGAAGGACUCUAAUCGUAUACUAGUUGUUCGCCGCGAAUGGACCUCGUAAACACAAUAUUUUUUUUACUAAAUUGUGAAUAUUUUAAAAACGACUUACCUAACCGAUUCGUUGCCCCACGAGACAGAACACGACAAAUUCUACAUACCUUUUAAAUUUCAUCAAAAUCAGACCAACGUUUCGAAAGUUAUUGCGUUACAAAAUUACAUAUAUACAAAAAAAUUAUUUUUGCCUAGUUGAUUUGUAGAGCUCGCUUGCUUCGCUCGCUCGGUCAAUGAGAUAAAACAGCGGUAAUCAGCAUCAGUUAUCUGUGAUUUGAGCAUCAAACACUCGCGCACGGAACAAAUACAGGGAUUUGGGCCGCUGCCUUUUUACGACGUGUCGGAAAUAAAGCCGGGAGAUACUUCCGUUGCGGGUUAUGUGGCCCGAGUUACAAGCAAUGACGGAAAUUUAACAUUUGGCUUUGAAUAUUCUGUUAGUAAACCGUUAUGUUUCAUUGAAAUAAUAUUCAAAACAGGUCCUUUAACCCCUCGCCUGAGGUAUCCCUAACGUACCUAGGUACUAACGCAGAGACUCGCCUCACUCGCGAGUGCACCAGACAACUUUGCCGUUAACUUUAAUCUGCGUAGAAAAACGCAAAUUACGCCAUUUUGUUUUAUCAGUGGCGCGCCAGCAAAAGUUGACAUCAAAAUUGACUUGUGCAACUCACAUUAAAAUGCUGCGUAUUUUCACUAUUCGCUCAAGUAUAACUUUUGUGGUUUGAGACAGACCUUUCUCUUAGAAAACGACACAAUCACAAGGCGUUUCCGCCCACUAUGUUAUAUAGCGUAAACAUUCUUCAUAUUCUGUGAACUCUCAGAUGCUAGCAUAUUUGUAAACUAUUUUAUUAAGUCUGUUCACUGAUUUUGCAAAAACUAGAAAACUUUAACACAGGACCGAGCUCAAGGUAAAAAAUGUAGGGAGGCCUAAAUAAACAAAUAAUUUAGUCUAAAGAAGAUUGUUGGAAGAAUAGACAUGUUUACGAGUUUACGUCAGCUUAAAUGUCAUAAUGAUUGAAAAUUGUUCUAGAAUUAAAAUUGAACUGUUUUGUUUAUCAAAUUCAAAAUUCUUUAUUCAUUAUAGAUAUACAUCACUUAUUGACGUCAAAAAAAUUACUUAAACUAAGUCUACUGCCGACUUCCAAAGCGCAGGUGAAGAAGAAGCGGCGCAUCAAACUUUUCUCCAAAGACGUCAAUAAACAAAUGUAGGUCUUACAUCUAUAUCUAUUAUCUAUCGCAUUGGUUUAUCUGUAAGAUUUAAAUUAUCGAUAAGUAAGUAAUAAAUAAGUAAACAUUUAUUUUUGAGCUAUCAGUUGUGAAAUUCCUGGAUAAUAUUCGAAAUUACAAAUAUCCGUAUCUACUAAUUAAGUUACUUCACUAACCCAAUUAUUGAGUCAAUUUACAAGCUUCAUUUGUCAUGCGUUCGUUUGAAAUUAACGGCUAAAUUGUGCGAAACUGCAUGUGUUAAUAAAUCUAUGCUCUAGUUUAGAUAUUGUUUGAAAUUAUAUUUUGUUAAAUAAUUGUAGUUUUCAUAAAAUACAUAUUUUAUGUAUACAUUGUAAACAUACAUGUGUUUUAAUCUCCGACGACAGAAGGAGUUGUAAGUGAAACGUGUCUGUGUGCUAAAUAAAUGGUUGAACUGAUUUUGAUCUAGAUUUUUUAUUUGAAAGGGAAUUCGAAUGUUCUUAACUAUAUUUGU
This is a messenger RNA of Plodia interpunctella (Indianmeal moth), 4157 nucleotides long. Its product is annotated as alpha-(1,3)-fucosyltransferase C-like. The coding region runs from base 267 to 1424 and encodes 385 amino acids. Gene Ontology annotation, molecular function: fucosyltransferase activity. Gene Ontology annotation, cellular component: membrane. NCBI's taxonomy places the organism in Eukaryota, Metazoa, Arthropoda, Insecta, Lepidoptera, Pyralidae. The transcript has 2 exons. The record is from RefSeq and is a predicted model, not a curated record.